Choloepus didactylus (southern two-toed sloth) is the source of this 5766-nucleotide messenger RNA. RefSeq names its product centrosomal protein 68 (gene CEP68). The transcript has 7 exons. The record is from RefSeq and is a predicted model, not a curated record. Bases 227 to 2488 code for a protein of 753 amino acids. Lineage: Eukaryota; Metazoa; Chordata; Mammalia; Pilosa; Megalonychidae.
GGUGGACGGGCCUGGAGGGUGUGACCGGUGCUCGGCCCCGCCCCGCGCGCUCCGUGCUCUGAGCGCGGGCGGGAGGGCCCUGUAGUCGCCUCGGACCCCCGCCUCGGGGCCGCUGCCUGGGGCGACCAGGCCCGCGAGCAUCGCUGUAGGGUCGUGUCCGGACGUCUGGAGAGACUGAGGCGCGGGAGCUGAAGCCUUCAGAGGACCCCGACCGAGGGACGUCGCAAUGGCCCUGGGUGAAGAAAAGGCAGAGGUGGAGGCCUCGGACACAAAGGCCCAGUCCUGUGGGAGGUGGAGCUGCGGGGAGCCGGAGGUGUACACCCCGGAGCCAGUAAGAGGGGACCAGCCACCACGCCUGGAAGCCGAGGGGGGCCCUGCCUCUCCUGUGUGGGGGGCAGAGGGGCCACCUGGCCCUGCCUGCUGGGGUGGGGCUGACCCCAGCAGCCCCUCUGGAGCCCCCCAACCGCAGGCCAGCACCAAGAGAGAGCCGGUAGCUGGUGGGUCUCAGCCUGCCUCUGGCCGCUUGCUUCCUCCUGCCGGCAUGGGCACUGGAGACCGUUUGCACUCCGUGGGAAACCUGUUGGAAGAGACUAAGCUUUCUGCCUCAGAGGAGCUACCUCAGAUACUUAAUGUUUCCAGAACUACAGCUCUUCGCUUAGGACAUGAUGCUGAUACUGCAGAUGACCCAUCCCCAGCUGAGUCAUCAUGGGUACUGGGCCUCAGCCAGCAGCUCCCCACCUCAGGAUUCUCUUUCCCAUCAAGGUGGAAGUCCACGGUGAGCCCAGGUGCUGCUGCUCCUCAGCUUUCCAGCUGCAGCGACAGCGUCUCUGCCUCAUCCCGGGUCAGUAGUUUCCUGGGCCACCAAGAGAAGAUGAAGCCUCGGAGUUGCUCCCUUGCCAAGGAUUCCUCACUGGAGCUGGUUGUUCCCCAGUCGCCUCCCACUGUGGUGGGGCCUGGGCCUCGGCUCCAGUGGCUGCAGCAGCCUGUGUUCUCUGCAGGUGAUACUACUGGGCCAGGCAGGAGGAACCUCUCCUUCCAAGCCGAAUACUGGGCUUGCGUGCUGCCAGAUUCCCUGCCUCCUUCCCCUGACCGCCACUCCCCUCUCUGGAACCCAAAUAAAGAGUAUGAAGACCUGCUUGAUUACACUUACCCACUGAGGCCCAGGUCUCAACUCUCAAAGCACCUUGACAGCCAUGUGCUGGCUGACCCAGUCCUGCAAGACUCUGGUAUAGAUCUGGAUAGCUUCUCUGUCUCCCCAGCAAGCACCCUAAAAUCACCCACUAAUGUCUCCCACAGUUGCCCACCAGCAGAGGCCACUGCCCUGCCAUUCUCUGGGCCUCAAGAGCCAAGCCUUAAACGGUGGCCCUCUGGAGUGUCUCAGAAGCAGGGCAGCUUGGCGUUGGCAUCUUGCAGACAGCUGGCAUCUACCCCCAGAGCCCCAGGUAGCAGGGAUGCUGCUUGGGAAGACAGAGAGUCAGACAAGAGGGGCUUGAAGGACCAGCUACCCAUGGACAGGCACCUUGAGGUGAGCUCUCCUAAGCUAAGAACAUUGGACAGAGAGCGGCCCGCAUUCAAGCCGGGGAAAGAGAAGGGGGCCAGCCAGAGUGCUCCAUACCCUGACCACACCAAGUCUGGAUGGAAGUCAGAAGACGAAGUGGAAAGUGAAGAUGAGUAUCUUGCCCUGCCCUCGCGACUGACACAGGUUUCUAGUUUGAUUUCAUAUCUAGGUUCUGUUCCCACCUUGGUGACUCUGCCCACUGGGGCUGCCGGAGGGCAGAGCUCCGUGGAAGUGUCAGACAGUGAUGGGCCAGCCUCCCUCCCAUCAGACUGUACCGAAAGCCAGCUUCCCACUGGGGCUUCACUCUCAGGACCCAGGGGCCCUGUGGGCCAGAACCACUGUUUGUUGAGCUCCUUUGUCCGUGCCCGAGGCUCUGCAGGGGAAGGCAGUCUGGUGAGCGGCCGGGCCCUGGGCAUCAACUCAGGACUGUUGGGAGCACGCUCCUCCUUCCAGGCCAUGUCGGACCCACUGGCAUUCUCAGAUCCAGAGGCUGAAGGGCAGCCUCCCAGGAAAGGAGGAGAGCUGAGAACAGAAUCACUUGUGCAAUGUGUGAAGACAUUUUGCUGUCAGCUGGAAGAGCUGAUUCGCUGGCUAUACAGUGUAGCAGAUGCUACCGACCACUUGAUUCCAUCCAAGUCCAAUCUUACAAGUCUCAAGUCCUCUCUGCAGCUUUACCGGAAAUUUAAAAAAGAUAUAGACGAACACCAGUUCCUGACGGAGAGUGUCUUACAGAAAGGGGAGAUUCUUCUUCAGUGCCUAUUGGAUAAUACCCCAGUUUUAAAGGAUGUCCUUGGGAGAAUUGCGAAGCAGUCUGGUGAGCUGGAGAGCCAUGCAGAUCGCCUGUAUGAUUCUGUCUUAGCCUCUCUGGACAUGCUGGCUGGCUGUACCAUCCUCCUUGACAAUGAGCCAGUGACAGCAAAGGAGCACUAAAAGGUGAAGGGCUUUAAUCUGGUACCUACAUGAGGGCAAAAGAGACUGAAAAAAGUCAAUGAUCACCCAGGAACCUGGAUCUUUUCAAAAAAUGACGCUCAUGUUGGUGAAUCCCUCUGAAAAUUUUGGACCAGAGAGGCUUAAAACUUUCAGCCUGCAAAAGAAAAGGGGUAAAAAAUGAAUAGAACCUCUACAAAUUUCUUUGGGUUAUUAUGACACCUUUUGUCACUGUUCAAGGUUUAUGAUUCCACCUUCCUGGCCUAACUUUGUAUUUUUUUUCCAUAACUAUAUAUUAAAAUAAAAUAUGUCAGGGAUUUACAGAACCAUCACAGAGCUUAAGCAGAGCUGUGAAGCUCGUUAUCAAGCUUAAGGGACUUAUGUCUCCAUCCCUACUCCCCCACCUUGGAAGGUGACAGCUGGUCAGGGAAUGGGUAGGUUCAAACAGCCUGGGCAGCUACGGAAACUAAGGCUGUCAAUAUUGAAGGACAAGAAGAGAAUUCUUUGUUGCUUGGGAGCGGACAUGUAAUUCCUUGGCAGGAAAAGAAAAAAAGGAAGAACCAUUUCAAGCAUCAAUCCUAUACCUUUUUAAAGCAAAAUGAUCAGUUACUGCUGCUAACCACAGAUUCUGCAAGAAAAAGCACUUUUAAAAAAAUAGCUCUCUUAAGGUCACGAAUGGAAAGAGAAAACACAUUUUUUUCUUAAAUAUUUAGUAUCACAGUGGGCUAAGUCUUAAGGAAAGUUGUUCACACUUAAAAGAUCUUUUUGCCCACCCCUUCCAAAUUAUCGUUUGAGUAGAAUGCUUGAGAAAGGAAGCUUUUAUGUUUAUAAAGAAAUGAGCAAAUCAUCCUAAAUCCAAAGAGGGUGAGUUUGGAGCAAUUAUUCUCAUAAGCAGACUGCUAAUAUCUCCUUAGGACAAAAUCUCUUGAUUUAAAAUUACUUUCUUUACAAUAAUGUUAGGGUUACAGGUUUGGGAACAGACACACAAUCUAAACACUAUCCACAGCCACCUCCAUAUGAAUGACAGUCCUAUUUUCAAACGUGACAACUUUUCUACUUCAUAGUCACUUUAUGUGCUUUAUAGUCAUUGAAAAUGAGCCAUAAAAUCCUAAUAUUUAAACAUUAGCUAAGAAGGGAAGAUGUCUAUAUAAAAUUCAGUAGCAGCCAUGUAAAAUCCAGUAUUCUAAGUGCCUUCUGCCAAUUUGGUAUUGCUUACCACUGUAUGUGUAAGGGCAUGAGCAGAAUUAAACUGUUAUGAUUCUGUAAUCUCCUUAUUAAUCUUGGUUCCAUACAUAAGUGGAUUAAACACACCUUCCUAGAAAAUAAUUAUCAAUUAUGUAAAAUAUUCUGAAAAACCUAGGAUUGGUUUAAAAAGGCAGAAAUGUCUAAUGGCCUCUGUUCUUAAAUUGAUUUAUUUUUGCUUUCUCUUUAACAUGGCUUUAAAUCAGGAACAUGUCUUUCCAUUGAGUAUGUUACAGAAUAGCUCUGGGGGGUUAAACCCAUUUAUUUGCUAUUGUAUUUGAUAGGCAUAAAAAAAGUCUUUGUUACAUAUAAAUUCAAGAUGACAACCUAUAUAUAGAAACACACUGGUCAAACUGAAAUCAACUUGGACAGGAAUUUUCAGAGUAUUUUAUUUUGGUGUGCUCUGAUUCCUGAGCAAGUGCUACCUUACCUAAGAUUAUUUUGUGCAUCCCCUUUGAAAUAAGGUAUGACUAUAAGGUGCCAACUCUCUGGACCUGGCUGUGAAGACUAUCACCACCACUGUAUCUUUAGCAGUACUUUAAAAACUUCAGGAACUCCCGCCCUUAAAAUGCAAGAUGAAAUUGUUAUAGCUUAGUAAAAUACUGCCAACAGCAUUCCCAAGAGCAGACACUGCAGGGCUGGCUUCAUGUAGCGUAGCUGGCCAGGGCAUCAUGUUGCCGCAAAAGCCUGGCAGGACAACAAUGGCUUACUGAAAGGUUAUGAAAUCCCAAAUUUACCUGGUAGUAAAAGUUCUUAGUAGUCCUUACAUUUAAUAGAACUUAAGUCCACAGGAAGUGGCAGUUCUAAGAGCUGGACUGGCAAUUUGGAGACCAGGUUCUUGUAGCAGCUCCAUGGCCAAGCUUAUCUGUACAUGGGACAGAAGGUCAAUACUGGGCUGUUUUGAAGGAACACAGAGAGGAGUUAAUGUAAAAUAUGCUGGAAUGGUAACUUGUGCUGGGGGAAAUUUCAGUAUAAGGUCAGAACAGGAAAUUACUGCUUAGACUGGAAUGGCUAUCAGAGUUUGCAACUGCUUAAGUUUAUAACACUUUAUGCUAUAUAAAUAAUACUAUGUAAGCUAAUUCAUGGCAGCCACUUGCAUUUGAAACAUGAAAACCAAUAGUUCAUUAUUACAUUAACAGACUGUUAAAGCGCAUAGUAGCUUGAAAUGUUUAUACUUGAAAAUGGGGGUAGAAAUGGGAAUCUUUUUUUUCAAAAGUGCAUUUACCAGCAUAUACAUAAAAGCAAAUAGUGAAGAUGUUGACACAUCUUGUGCUCAAGUCCCAAUAUGGACUGCCAUAGGGGAAGAAUACUAGAAUUUUACAAACUAAGAGUUAUGUAAAUAUGCUUAGCCUUUAAAUUUAUGUAACAUUUCAUGUAAUGUUCACCAAGAAUAAGCUGAAGGUUUGAAUAACUUCUGUAUAUAAAACUGAAAUGCACAGCAUCACAUCUAACAUUUGCUUUGUGGCAUUCAACUUCUUUUAGAAAAUUUCUGAACUCUAAAAAACAUUUUUUGAAGCAUUAAAAGAUAUUCACCCAAAUAAGCAUUGGUACCUUCAGGAAUUUGUCAGUUGCCUUAUAUGAUGAAUAGAUCCAACAAGCACAUCUAUAAUACAAAGUAAACUAUGAUUUUAUUGUGAAAGUAUCAUAGAUGGAAAAUUAAAUUGAGUAUUUAUUCUGUUCAUUUCAUUUACAAUAAUCUUAUGACUUAUUUUUGUACCAUGUAUUUCAAUUGCCUGUUUAGUGAAAAAUAAAGAAACCUGUAAUUUUUGACUUGUUUUUAAGCUUUAAUUUUAUCAUAGAAUUAAUGACCCCACCAUAAAAUGUGUUGCCAACAGCCACAUCCCAAUCCCCUGUGUGAAGAUUGUUUUGGCUGCUAUUUAAACCCCACGGAAAAAAAUCUUUGACUUCUAUUCACCUUAAAAUGCCAGUGUUAGCAAAAGAUUUUUGUUUUCCAUAAUAAAAACCAACCCACAUAUCUUCAAGGUCCUGUUUGACAAAAUUUUUACAUCUGCAAAAUUUCACCGAAAUAAAUAUAUUUU